Messenger RNA from Prorocentrum cordatum, 1443 nucleotides. Lineage: Eukaryota; Dinophyceae; Prorocentrales; Prorocentraceae. The record is from the annotation of a GenBank genome assembly.
UUUCUUAUGACCUCAUCGCAGCAGUUCAAGUGACCACACUUAGAGGCAGCUUGAUAUAUAUUGAGGCACCGACCAACCCAGACGAAAGAUGGCAAAAUUCCCGACGGGACGGUUCGUCCGCGGGGCACUCGAAGUCCAUGUACCGCCAACGGCACACAUAACAGGAGGACGAGACGGGAUGGGAAGAACAUGAGACAUCAAAGGAGACGAGACGAAAGAACGACAGGACGAUUAUCGGAUUAGUCAUCAAUUGGCCUACGGGAAGCUGAGCUGGGCCGUGCAAGUCCUGCAAGCCCGCACACUAACUACAAAUGAACGGCGCACACCCGCGUGGAAAAUUUGUGCAGGAACGUUCGGGAGCUCGACCCCCCCCAUGGCACGCUCCUGCAGCGUGACGCCGGAUGCCUGUGGCCGCGGAGAACAGGAUGUCCCCGAACAGGGAGAGGGAAGAUACGUGUACACACCCAUGAAGGAAAACACAGGGAGAGACAGAGAGAGAGAGAGAGAGGAAACACUGCAGCGAUUUUUCGGCACAGUGGCCUCGCCGGGCUCCGCGCGGCCUCCGCUCGGCCACCGUGGCGACGGGGGGAGGCCCCCCCGCGCACGGGCCCGUCGCCCGAGGGACGCGCCCGCGGCGAGGCGCAGCCUCGGAGGCGCGGCGGCGGCGAGCCCCCCGCGCAGGGAGGGUGCGCCGGACGCGGAGCGUCCCGGGUAUCUCAGGAGGCGUCUUCUCGCGGCGGCGCGCACAAAUUGGGUAAUGGGGGAGGUGGGCUGCUUCUGAGAGGGGAGAUGCCUCUCAGAAAGCACCAGCCCUGCAUCUGCAGACGAGGCCCGCGCCUCCCGAGAAGCAGGGGUGCUUCUUAGAAGAAGCCUUCCCCCUUUCCUGCCCCCCUUCUGCGCGUGGCCGAGACGCGCUGGACAGUGAGCGUACCCGGAGCAUCGCGGACAGGAGCGAAGCGUUUCUCUGGUCUAGACACCCUGGACCCUUCCGCGCGACACCUUUUGCCAUCAUUUCCGCCCUCUGGGGACCCUGGUCAGGCCACAGGACUGUAAACAAACCGCUGAGGAUGAAACAACGGCUCACCAAUAGUCGAGCGUCUUAAUUUGAGCGUCUCGUUCUUGCGAUCCGCGCAACAUUCUCGUUCUUGCUGCGCGCGGGCGCCCGCGGCCUCACAAGCCGCAUUUGCCCUGCCUCCCGACACCAGACACCAGACACCGCAGGUACGCUUCGCUCUGUGCUUGGGCAAAGAGGGAAAGGGCACGCUCGCCGACACGGUGCCUCCGCGAACCUGUCGCGGGCCAGAUUUGUCCCCGGCCUGGUCGGAAGCCGGCGUGAACCAAGAUCUGGUCUGGAAUGGGUCCGUGGAGCCUGGCGGGGGCACACAAUUCGAUGUUCCCCACACAAAUAUCUGAGAAUACUGCCCCUCUCCCGACUCUUCGCAC